This is a messenger RNA of Elgaria multicarinata webbii, 1002 nucleotides long. Its product is annotated as mas-related G-protein coupled receptor member H-like. The record is from RefSeq and is a predicted model, not a curated record. Gene Ontology annotation, cellular component: membrane. Bases 1 to 1002 code for a protein of 333 amino acids. Gene Ontology annotation, biological process: G protein-coupled receptor signaling pathway. The transcript has a single exon. Lineage: Eukaryota; Metazoa; Chordata; Lepidosauria; Squamata; Anguidae. Gene Ontology annotation, molecular function: G protein-coupled receptor activity.
AUGACUCAGCUGAGUACGACACCAUCACUUCCUUUUAAGUACAAUGUCACUGGGUUUCAUAGAGAAGACAACUCUUCUGGAUCUCCUAUUGAUGUCGAGGAGGUUUUCAGUGAACUUUCAAUGACUCUGAUUUUCAUUGGUAUGAUUCUUUCUCUGAUCAUAUCCACACUUGGGCUGGUGGGGAAUGGAAUUGUCAUCUGGCUUCUUAGCUUCCACAUUCAGAAGAAUCCCAUCACCACCUACAUCUUGAAUCUGGCUGCAGCAGAUUUUGGUGUUCUCAUUUCUAUGGUAUCUAUUAUUUUAUGUACAUUUUUCUGGCACACAGAUGCAUUUUUCACAUGGGUUUUGGCAUUGUCCAUAUGUUUUAUUUCCGCUUACACCUGUAGCCAGUAUCUACUGACAGCCAUCAGCAUUGAGAGGUGUCUGUCUGUUAUCUUCCCAAUCUGGUACCGAUGCCAUCGGCCAAACUUCCUGUCUGUUAUCAUUUGCACCUUGAUAUGGACCAUGUCUGCUCUGCUUGGUGGAACCUUUAUUUUAACAAUGUAUGUGGAUAUGUUCAGCAGAAUUCCCCAAAUCAUCAAUUUCAUCAACUUCAUAGUUUGUACUCCCAUUGUGAUCAGCUGUACUGUGAUUCUGUUUAUCCGAGUGUGCUGUAGCUUACAUCGACGUCGACGGGGAAAGUUCUACGUUGUCCUCUUGUUUGCACUGCUGUUCUACCUCAUCUUUGGUGUUCCACUCAGUGCUAUUAUCAGCUUGGUAUCAAUUGAGGCCACAAUUUCUAUAUAUGUGGCAAUAUCUAGUCUAAUAUGUGCCUUUGUCAACAGCAGCAUCAAUCCACUCAUUUACUUCCUAAUUGGGAGGAAAAAGGUGUGUCGAUCCAGAACACCCCUCAAAGUUGCACUCCAAAGAGUUUGCGAUGACAAAACUGAUUGCAGAGACAACGAGAAACCCCUCAGCCAUUCAAAUCAAAAGAUGAUUGCUUUAUUAAAUCUCACCUCCUGA